Cyphellophora europaea CBS 101466 is the source of this 1248-nucleotide messenger RNA. RefSeq lists its product as uncharacterized. The transcript has 3 exons. Gene Ontology annotation, molecular function: oxidoreductase activity, acting on paired donors, with incorporation or reduction of molecular oxygen; monooxygenase activity; heme binding. The coding region runs from base 1 to 1248 and encodes 415 amino acids. The record is from RefSeq and is a predicted model, not a curated record. NCBI's taxonomy places the organism in Eukaryota, Fungi, Ascomycota, Eurotiomycetes, Chaetothyriales, Cyphellophoraceae.
AUGCACGACAUCAUUCUGCUUCCCAUGAAUUUGGCAAGUGAGGUCAAAGGAUUGCCGCAUACCGACGCAAGCUGGAUCCAAGAGGUCGGAGACCGCUUUGCGGACAGAUGGACCAAGAUCAUCCCAAGACACGAAUUCCUCCAAGUCAUGAGGAACGACUUCACGAAGUUGAGCAAUUCUGCCAUCGGGACACUUAUCAAUGAAUGUGCACGCAUCAUGCCCGAGGUUGUUGGCGCCGCUCAGGACUGGACGGACGUCCAACUUCAGAAUUUGGGCGUCAGAAUCGUCAGCAAUAUGACUGGAUUGCUUGCUGCUGGCCCCAAAUUAGCCCACGAUUCCAGAUGGGGCGCACUUGCGUCAACUCACAUCUACAACGUGGCACGGACGGCCUGGAAGAUUUGGAUGAAACCUUGGUAUCUGAGACGUCCAUAUGGCCUAUUCGCUCCGGAGUUGAAGAAGCUGGAUCAAGAUAAACGCGAGAUGCGUGCCAUCUUGGAACCCAUUGUUAAUGAGCGGACAAACAAUCCAACGGGUACGAAACCCACAGACAUACUAGGAGCAAUUCUUGCGCAGAAACCAGCCACUGUGGGUGACUUGACGGACGACAUGCUUGCUCUAGUCGUCCUUGCCAUCCAUACCACCACCACGACGCUCACAGAUAUCCUGAUUCGCCUGGCCGCCCAUCCGCAGUACCAGGCUACAUUACUCGAGGAGAUUGAACAAGCACUUCGUGGUCGUAUGUUCGCAGAACUGACGGUAGCCGAUCUGAUAUCCCUUCAGAAGCUCGACUCUUUCAUCAAAGAAGGCCAGCGUCUGUCGCCUACCGUCGACCUGAGUCUGGUGAGACGAGUCAACCGCCCCGGUGGCAUUCCACUUUCGAAUGGCACACUCCUUCCCCAGGGGACCUUUAUCGGCACAUCAGGGGCCGGCAUCUUUCGCGACCCACGGGUCUUCCCGGAGCCUCAAGCAUUCGACGGCUUGCGCUUUUACAAGCUUCGCCAACAGCCCGGGCACGCGCACAAGCACCAGUUUGUAUCGCUCUCAGAUUAUGAUACGCAGUUUGGUGCCGGCAUACAGCCUUGCGCCGGUAGGAUGCUUGUCAGCAAUGAGAUCAAGAUCGUCAUGGCCUAUAUACUGUUGCACUACGAUAUCGAUGCCCAUUCUGAGUCGGAAGAGACCAUGACGAAUGUGGGAACCAAGCCCAAGGCCAGCAUGAGAGUUAGACGUAAAGCUGGAACGUCGUCAUAA